AUGCGGGAAAUCCCCAUCCCACAUGAGGUGUCUCAAACCAGCGAAUGGGCUAGCACUCAAAUAUCGCUAGAAGCGCCUCUAGUCGCUCUUGACCUGCAAGGUUCGAUUAUAUACGAACUGCGUGGGGAAGUUGCGGCACUAGACAACGACAUAAGUCACCUGACAGCGUUAUUUAAGGAUAACUUCCCAGCAUGUGCGGCCGCAGGCCAGGCGAUUACACUAUCGAAACAACAGAUAUUCGACACUGCAGCCAACAUAGAAUCAGUGGCCAUAAGCGCCAAACGGAUUAUAAUUUGGGAUAGUUUCCCCAAGUUCAAUUCUCCGGCUCAGGCAACCAAAACCCUACUGAAACGCCUUACAGCUCCAUCCGUAUCCAAACCAAUCGGAGUGUCGUGGCUGAUGUCCAAAUCUAACAAGACGAAGGUGGGCAUCCUUAUCACCCUCAACUCGGAAUCAGUAGUAGCAGACGCUCUCGCCCAAACCGAGACUCUGAAAAGGGCAUACAAUCUUCUCCGGGGAGUUUCCUCAGACAAGCCACUGCACACCCGAACUUAG
Messenger RNA from Echinostoma caproni, 555 nucleotides. NCBI's taxonomy places the organism in Eukaryota, Metazoa, Platyhelminthes, Trematoda, Plagiorchiida, Echinostomatidae. The record is from the annotation of a GenBank genome assembly.